Lampris incognitus (smalleye Pacific opah) is the source of this 8784-nucleotide messenger RNA. Its product is annotated as neural-cadherin-like. Gene Ontology annotation, biological process: homophilic cell-cell adhesion. Gene Ontology annotation, molecular function: calcium ion binding. The record is from RefSeq and is a predicted model, not a curated record. The transcript has 33 exons. The coding region runs from base 1 to 8784 and encodes 2927 amino acids. Gene Ontology annotation, cellular component: cell-cell junction; plasma membrane. Lineage: Eukaryota; Metazoa; Chordata; Actinopteri; Lampriformes; Lampridae.
AUGAUCUGGGGUGUUUUGCUAUGCUGCCUUCUGACGCGGGCUCGCGAUUCCGGAGCGGAGGAGAGACUGCCUUUCUUCCACGGGCAUGUUUUUGAAAACUCGCCGGCUGCGUCGAGGGUGAACGGCUUGAGCAUUCCGGCGAAGCGCAUCGACGCGCCAAAAUGGUGCCCGGAAUCCGGGAUGCGCUUGAAGCUGCGCGGGAACGGAAGCGAAGACUUCCGCGCCUUCGCGCACCACAGGCGCGGGAACAUAUUGCUGAAAACUUGGCGGGUUCUGGACAGAGAGGACCGCUCCGAAUACCGGCUGGCCGUGGCUCUGUGCUGCCGGACGUGCGCGUCGGAGAACGUCUCCUUCGCGGUCGCGUCCGUCAAAGUAGACGUCUUGGACACCAACGACCACCGACCCACGUUUCGCAAUGCAGACAUCCACAUAAGUUUGGACGACACAACUCCUCUCCGUAGCGCGGUUUACGCGCUGGAGGCUGUCGAUGCGGACAGCGGGAAAAACGCAGAAGUGACGUACACGUCGUCCCCCCAGAAUGCCAGUUUUUACGUUGUCCCGAAAACGGGCGAAGUCCUGCUGGUGGACUCUAUCCUGGGACUGCCCUCCAAAGUCCAGCUCUGUGUUUAUGCCACAGACCACGGGUGGCCCUCUCUGACCAGUGACAGAGUGGUGCUCACCAUCACCCCACGCCGGUGGAGCGCGGCGCGCCCCGCUCCGUCAGCACACACGGCAUUACGGGCCGGGCGGUCGCCCAGGGCUCUGCUAGACUCUGACGAUGUGGUCUCCCUCAACGUGUCCGAGGAUGCCAGCGUCGGGUCGGUCAUCUUGAACCUUGGUCCUGCCAGAUUUCAGACAGCCUCCUAUGAGUUGAUUCACCCGGAACCAGAGGGCACCCCGGUUACCGUGGGGCGCGACAGUGGAGAUAUCACGAUAGCCAGGCGUUUGGAUAGGGAGACAGAGCCCCUCGUGGAACUCACAGUUAAAAUUCAGGAUAAACGAGGCCCGGACUGGUACCUGAACAAGGUGAAACUGAAAAUCACCGAUGUUAACGACAACCUCCCCGAGUGGAACAUGGAGCCGUACCCCUACCUGGCUGUGGUCUCCCCCGAUGCUCCUGGAGACACAAUGGUCUACCAGCUGCAGGCUGCCGAUAAGGACGAGGGUAGCAGCGGUGAGGUGGAGUACUUCCUGUCCGACGGAGGCGACGGCUGCUUUGCAGUAGACAAGGACACGGGCCAGGUGGUGACCACAGGUCUCGUCCUUCAAAGGGACAGGGAGUAUUUGCUAAGCGUCGUGGCCCUCGACGGCCUGGGCAGCCGCAGUGCCCCCGCCAUGCUGUCCGUGGUGGCCGGGGCACGGGCUCCCCAGUUCAUCAACACAACCUACGCCAUCUCCAUACCGGAGAACACCCCCGAGGGACAGCCCUUCUUGGUGGUGUCUGCAAUUUCCUUUCAGAAGGAGCCAGUCUCUUACAGCCUGCUGAUCAAUCCCAGCAGCCUUUUCAGCAUCCAGCAGGAAACCGGGGGGAUCAGCCUGACGCGGACUCUGGACUAUGAGAUCGAUCAGCAACGCUACCUAUUGAUGGUGCGGGCCAGCGAGGACUCCAGCGGCCUAAGCACCGCCAUAGAGGUUCAGGUGUUGAUAACGGAUGAGAACGACUGUGUCCCGGAGUUCCUCCAGUCCAUCUACAGUGUGGAUGGGGUUCCUGAGACGGUAACCACGGCAACAUCGCUGCUGCAGGUUUUGGCUACUGACUGUGACUCGGGGCUGAAUGCUGAGCUCACCUAUUACACCCUGAGUCCAGACUUCAGCAUUUCAGCCCAUGGGACCAUCUUCCCUGCACGCUUGCUGGACUAUGAAAGGCCCAACCAUCUGUAUGAGUUUGUGGUGAUGGCAGUGGACAACGGGGAGGAGCCGCAUUCGGGCACCACCACAGUCCGUGUCAGGAUGUCGAACGUUAAUGAUGAGGCCCCUGAAUUCUCCCAGCCCGUAUAUCGGACAUUUGUCUCUGAGGACGCUGGCCCAAAUACCCUGGUUGCCACAGUGCUGGCCAAGGACCCAGAUGGUGAUGGAAUUAUCUACUCAAUAACAGCGGGCAACGAGGAGGGCAACUUUGUCAUUGACAGCCAGAAAGGGUUGAUUCGUCUGCGCUCAACACCUUUACCCAAGCUACAAGGACUGGAAUAUGUCCUGAAUGUAACGGCCACUGACGACAACGUGUCUGGGGGGCCUCACCCUCUCUCCUCCACGGCCCGUGUCAUUGUUGGGGUUGAUGAUGUCAACAACAACAAACCCAUAUUUGAGAAGUGUCAGCAGUAUCGUGAACAGGCCUCGGUGCUGGAAAACCAGCCAGCGGGGACUUUCGUAUUGCAAGUGCAUGCCAUGGAUGCAGAUGAGGGAGCAAAUGGAAAAGUCAAAUAUGGCUUAAUGCACAGAGACAGUGCCAUGCCUGCAUUCAGAGUUCAUCCCGACACAGGAGUGAUUGUGACAGCCAGGCGGUUUGACAGGGAGCGUCAAAGGGAAUACUCCAUUACCGUUACGGCCACGGACUGGGCAGAGGAGCCGCUCAUUGGCAUCUGUCAACUCAAUGUCCAAAUAGUGGACCAGAACGAUAACAGCCCCCAGUUUGAGAAUCUGCGCUACGAGUACUUUCUCAGAGAGGAUACCAUGAUUGGUACCAGUUUCCUGCGGGUGGCAGCACAUGAUGACGACUUCGGUACUAAUGCCGCCAUCACCUACUCCAUGUCGCUGGAGCAGCCCGAGUACCUGAAGGUCAACCCCAUCACCGGCUGGGUCUAUGUUAACCAGCCCAUAUCACAGAGGACCUACAUUACACGGGACAUUAUUGCCACAGAUGGAGGAAACCGGAGUACUUCUGUGGAGCUGGCAGUCACAAUUACCAAUGUAAAGAACCAGCCACCGCAAUGGGAAAAAGACAGCUACAACGUGGUUAUCCCGGAGAACACAGCCAGGGACACACCAAUAGUGACAAUCAAAGCCACCUCUCAGCUGGGUGAUCCAAGAGUGACCUAUAACCUCGAGGAGGGCAUGGUCCCAGAGACCAACAUGCCGGUACGCUUCUACCUCUCCCCCAACAGAGAAGAUGGCUCUGCUUCCAUCUUGGUGUCUGAGCCACUGGACUACGAGACCACAGCCUUUUUCUCUCUCCGGGUUCGGGCUCAGAAUGUGGCUGCCGUGCCCCUUGCAGCAUUCACCACCGUUUAUGUCAAUAUCACAGAUGUCAAUGACAACGUGCCAUUUUUCACCUCCUCCAUCUAUGAGGCCUCAGUGACAGAGGGAGCCCAGAUAGGGACCUCAGUUCUUCAAGUGUCUGCUUUUGACAAGGACUUGGGUCUUAACGGAGAGAUAACUUAUUCUCUCUUGAGUGAUAGCAGUGGGGACCACAGUCUUUUCCGUAUAGACCCAAAGCUUGGAAACAUCUACACAGAGGCUGUCUUUGACCGCGAGGCCCGCAGCUCCUACUUGCUGGAAGUUCAGUCGGAGGAUGGACUGGAGUCAGCGCGACCUGGAAAAAACAAGCAGCCAAACUCAGACACAGCAUAUGUACGAGUUUUCAUCAGCGACGUCAAUGACAACAAACCGCUCUUCGCUCAGCGGCUAUAUGAAGUCGGCGUUGAUGAGGAUGCAGAUGUGGGCCUGACAGUUGCCACUGUUAGUGCUAAUGAUGAAGAUGAAGGGGCCAAUGCCAAGCUGCGCUACCAGAUCAUGUCUGGCAACACAGGCGGCGUUUUUGACAUGGAGCCGGAGGUGGGCACUAUCUUUAUUGCUCAACCGUUGGACUACGAGCGACAGAAAAGAUACAAACUUCUUGUCCUGGCGUCAGAUGGGAAGUGGGAGGACUAUGCUGCUGUGGUAGUCAACGUGGUUAACAAGAAUGAUGAGACCCCAGUGUUCUCUAUGAAUGAGUAUUAUGGCUCAGUCACAGAGGAGCUGGAUGGGUCACCUGUGUUUGUACUACAGGUUACAGCCAACGAUCCAGACAAAGAUGCAGACCAGGGGGCCAUACGAUACUCUAUUCAUGGUCAGGGGGCGGAGUCUCACUUCAUGAUCAAUGAUAUUACAGGGGAGAUGUAUGCCCAGCGGACCCUGGAUCGCGAGGAUCGUGCAGUUUGGCGCUUUGUUGUCAUGGCGACAGAUGAGGAAGGAGAAGGACUCACUGGCUUCACAGACGUCAUCAUCAGUGUAUGGGACAUUAACGACAACGCACCAACCUUCUCCUGCUCACCUGACAACUGCCACAGCAGUGUGGCAGAAAAUUCUCCCCCUGGAACAUUUGUAAUGGAAAUGACAGCGAUUGACCUGGAUGAUGCGGCGGUGGGUCAGAAUGCCAUCCUUACCUACCGGAUAGUUGAGAAUGCCCACAACACACAUGACGUUGACAUUUUUGCCAUUGACUCCAGCACUGGCACAAUAUCUGUAGCAGCAGAGGGUCUGGACCGGGAGGCAGUAGAGAGCCACCAUCUCGUGGUAGAGGCCCAGGAUGGUGGGGGCAUGACAGGCACAGCAACUGCCACUAUAGUGGUAACAGACAUCAAUGACCACAGGCCAAAGUUUAAAGAGGACUGGUGUGGGGCUCGUGUCUCUGAGAGCAGUGGUCUAGACACUCACAUCCUGGAUCUGAGUGCUGUCGAUCCCGACACCGGCACCUAUGGGCAACUGGCGUUCACUGUGGUGGCAGGAGACCCUGAGCAGAGGUUUUACAUGGUGAGCCACCGGAUGGAGCAGAGUGGCACCCUGAGGCUUAAGAAGAAACUGGACUAUGAGAAACCAGGAGAGCAGCGAUUUAACCUCACGAUCAAAGUGGAAGACUCUGACUCUUUCAACUUCAUCCACUGUCUGGUUCUAGUGGAGGACGAGAACGAUAAUGCUCCUGUGUUCACUCCCAGCUCCUACGGGCUUUCUCCUCUCCCUGAGGAUGUGGCUGUGGGAACCACUGUUAUUCAGGUUGUGGCUAGCGACGCCGACUCAGGGCUGAAUAGUGAUGUUUUGUACAGCAUCUCACCUGAGUCUGACCCCUAUGGCCAUUUCACAGUCAGCAGAGCUGGUGCGGUCAUGGUCGCUGGCCCCCUGGACAGGGAGACGGUGCCUGUGUAUGAGCUGGUUGUCAUAGCAACUGACCAGGGUACCCCAGCUUUGACUGGCAGUGCCACGAUACACUUGCCACUGCUUGACAUGAAUGACAAUGGUCCAGAGCUCGAGGCUACCUACACUCCCGUUGUGUGGGAAAACAGCCCCGCACCUCAAGUGGUCUGGCUCAACCGCACCUCAUCACUGCUGCAGGUUGUGGACAGAGACUCCCCGGAUCAUGGGCCUCCUUUCUCUCUCUCCCUGUCGCCGCUCUACACGCCUGACUUCCACCUGCAGGACCACGGGAAUGGCUCUGCCACACUCACAGCACUGCGGAGGUUUGACAGGGAGAGGCAAAGGGAGUUCUACCUGCCGGUGAUUAUGAGUGACAGCGGCCAACCACCAAUGACAGUCACAAACACGCUCACCAUCACCAUCGGUGACCAAAAUGAUAACGCCCAUCAGGCAGGGGAGAAGGAUGUGUAUGUGCAUAGUCGCAAGGGAAGGAUGGCUACUGCAGUGUUAGGAAAGGUGUAUGCCCCGGAUCCUGAUGAUUGGGACAACAAGACCUACACCUUGGAAACAAGUGCAGCCAAAUACUUCAGUCUGAACCACACCUCUGGAGAAUUGACCAUUCAAAAGAACACCCCGGCCGGAAGCUACUGGUUGAAAGUGGUGGUGUCAGAUGGAGUGUGGCCUGAUGUGAUGUCAGAGAUCAGAGUUCAUGUCAAAGAGCUGGAGGAAAAGGCCAUCCUGUCAUCCGCCUCCCUGCGUUUAACUGGCAUCACAGCUAAAGAGUUUAUCGACUCCCGCGUCUGGGGAAAGAGUCAACUGGAGUCGUUUUGGGACUUCCUCUCCGAAUCCCUGUCCGUCAAACCAGGGAACAUUAACAUUUUCAGCAUAGCAGAUAGAGGAGAGAAGACAGUGGACAUCCACUUCUCCGCGCUAAGUGAUGCUGGCUACCUGCUCCCAGAGAAACUGCACGGUUACCUCGCUGCUCAUAAAGAGAAGCUGCAGUCAAUUCUGCAUGUCAAAGUAAGCCAGGUGCAAGUAGAUGAGUGUGUGUAUGCCAAUUGCAAGGGAGCCGGUGGGUGCUCCACACACCUAAGCGUCAGUGACUCGCCCACCCUGGUGGACUCUGGGAGUUUAUCCUUGGUCUCGGUGAGAGUGAUGUCUCUGGCUGCGUGCGGCUGUUCUGCCCGGGAACUGGACCAUCAGCUGUGCUCCGCCUAUGCCAGCAACCCCUGCCUCCACGGAGGAACCUGCAUCAACACCCAAAACGGCUACAGGUGCCGGUGCCCCCCACAGUUUGAUGGUCCGGAGUGCCAGCAGACGAGACUUAGUUUCCAUGGCAAUGGCUAUGCCUGGUUUCCUCCCAUAAGGCCCUGCUUUGAUAGCCAUCUCUCUGUGGAGUUUAUGGCAGAGGAGGAUGACGGGCUGUUGUUGUAUGCUGGUCCACUGGCCACUCUGCUACCCGGGGACUCUGAGGACUACAUGGCCAUAGAACUGAUUGGUGGAACACCAAGUCUGAAAAUUAACCAUGGAUCGGGAACCUUGGUCCUCCAAUUGCCGAGCAACAUUGCGGUGGCCGAUAGGCGUUGGCAUCGCCUUGAUGUGAGGAGCAAUAGCAAAGAAGUGCGCUUCACUCUUGAUCGAUGUUCCAGUGCCAUUGUCAUGGAGACAGAAGGCGUUAACUCAUGGGCCAUGACGGAAGAUCGCUCUUCUUGUGAGAUCAGAGGGGUCACGCCCAAUAGAGACAGGUACCUGAACGGAAGUCAUGUAUUGCAACUGGGAGGGGUCAAUGAGAACAUAUCAUAUGAAUAUCCACAACUACAGUACAAACACUUCUCUGGAUGCAUUCGCAACGUGGUUGUGGACAGCAAGUUCUAUGACCUUGGCUCUCCAGCUGAAUCCAUCAACACUUUGCCAGGGUGCUCUCUUGUUGAUGGCCACUGCACCAACAUGGAGCAACUUCCUUCCUGUGGCAAGAAGGGGCAUUGUCAAGGGGAAAGGGGCUCCUUCAGCUGUCUAUGUGAGCCUGGAUAUACGGGGCCACAAUGUGACCAAGUCGCUCCAGAGGUUUCCUUUGAGGGGCGGAGCCACAUUCAGUUCCAGCUCACAUGGUCCCUGCCUGCACGACAGACACGGGUUCAAGUUGCUGUCCGCACUCGGGCUGUCAGCGGCGUCAUCCUCAGCCUUCUCUCCCAGGAACAGAACGAGUACUUGCAUCUGGAGGUAUGUCAGGGUCUGCUGUCUGUCUUUUACAACCUCGGAGAUGGGGACUACAAUCUUACACUGCCUAACCAACGCCUUGACAAUGGAGACUGGCAUGAGGUGGAGCUGGAUCGCUAUGGCAGAGAGUUUACUCUGCGUUUGGAUGGAGGCGGCGGGAGGCGAGAGGUUACGGCCUUUCCAGGUCGAAGUCAGGAGAUCAUUAUUGACCAGUCGGUGGUGAUGCUCGGGAAUUAUUUCCCCUCUGGACACAACCGAAGCUUCCUAGGCUGUAUGCGGGAUUUGAGGCUUAACGGACGCUCUGUGCCUCUAGACAAGCUGCAGCCCUCAGAGGGUCUUCAGGUGGUCAGCUCGCAGGGCAUCACCCAAGGCUGCCCCUCGAACGCCUGCAGUAAACACCACUGCUCUCCUCCCCUAAUCUGUGUGGACCUGUGGAGACACCACGAGUGCAGGUGCCCUCCAGGCCACAUGACCAAAGAGACUUCCGUGGGCAAGGUGUGCGUCUACACACUCUGCGCCAGCCGGCCUUGCCACCACGGUACCUGUGUGGCCCACUCCCCGUCCCGGUACUCGUGCCGCUGUAGCGAGGGUUACCAGGGGCGACACUGUGAGGUGAGGCUGGCCAGGUUUCACAACAAGGACGGCAACAGCCUCAGUGUCAGCUCCAUGUUCGCCAUCAGCAUAUGCGUCAUGGCCUUCCUAGUCUUAAUGUUAGGACUGUUCCUGUACUCCUGCUGGCGGAGACAUAAAGGUCUGAAGGAGGGGGUGUACCAUGUGUCGGCUCACCAUGGAGAGUGGGAGGACAUCCGAGAAAAUGUGCUCAACUAUGAUGAGGAAGGUGGUGGGGAGCAGGAUCAGAAUGCCUUUAAUAUGGUUGAGCUGCAGCGUUCUCUACAGCCCAGUCCAGCUCAGUCUCUUCGAUACAGCUACCCACAAUGCAUCAUCUCUUACCCGCAGACAAAGCCAUCACAGGACAACAGCAAGAAGGCAACAAUGCCCAAUGGGACCGGCAGCGCAGCCAUCGCCCUCCGUUUGGCCGUUCCCCCCUCUGAGACAGAGACCCUGCCGUCCCCUCUGACCUUCCGCCGCUCCCAGAAGAGCCAGUCCUUCUCAAGCCAGGAUCUGGCCCGAUACCUGUGCGAGAUCAUCAGAGACAUGGAGCAACCAGGGGAGUCUGGCACCAUGACCACACCUCGCCGUCCGUACGGAAAGGAACGAGGCCUGGCGGCUGUGCGCUCCCUCAGCUCCCUCAGUGCAACUCGGGAGUCUGAGGACGGGUUCCAAGGAGCCCGGGGUGGGGGAGGCAGGGUGCCGAGCCCCCGACUAGACAGGUUCAAAACCCUCCGAGCUGUGAUUAGUGACUUAAGAGGAGACUCUGCUAUCCACUCCAAGAAUCCAGAGGACCACAGAGACAAACUGAAGGAGGGCAGAGGGCAGCCAAACUGUGAGAAGAGUGGGUAA